Messenger RNA from Strongylocentrotus purpuratus (purple sea urchin), 1033 nucleotides. RefSeq names its product leucine-rich repeat and immunoglobulin-like domain-containing nogo receptor-interacting protein 1. The transcript has a single exon. Lineage: Eukaryota; Metazoa; Echinodermata; Echinoidea; Camarodonta; Strongylocentrotidae. Bases 5 to 1033 code for a protein of 342 amino acids. The record is from RefSeq and is a predicted model, not a curated record. Gene Ontology annotation, cellular component: plasma membrane.
AACCAUGGCUCAGAGACCGAUGCUGAUUGUGACUGUCAUCCUGUGUACGGCUUACAUUGUAUCUGCACAAUGUCCGGGCAUAUGUGAUUGCAGUAGCUACAAUAGUCGUAAGGAGAUUCGCUGCGGCACCAGGGACCUCACAUCAAUUCCAAGCAAUCUUCCCUCAGACACGCAGAUUCUCCGACUUGAGUUUAACCGCAUUGAAUCUAUUAGUUCAACUGAUUUAUCACGGAUGGUAAAUCUGAAGCGACUCACGCUUUACAAUAACAUGAUAUCGUUCAUCGAUACUAAUGCUUUUGCAUAUCAACAAGAUCUGGAGAUACUUAAUCUGAAAUAUAACAGGAUCCGAUUCAUUCAUAGCCAAACAUUCCGAAACAUGCAAAAGCUAGUCGAGCUGAGCUUGGACAAUAACCUGUUACAGUCCUUCGGAAACGACACCUUCAACGGUUUGGUGAAAUUAAACGAGUUAGAAAUAGAUGGAAAUCCGUUGCAGUCCUUGCCUGAGGGAAUCUUUAAUGGCCUCACAAACCUGCGUCUCCUUGAUAUUUCUAAUGUUGUUUUCGAAGUCAUUCCAUCCAAUCUCUUUGAUGGACUGACUAGCUUAGAAACCCUCAAGAUGAACAACGUUACUCAGAAUGGGGACCACCUCUUCAGUAGUGAAUUCAUUUUCGCUUCUGUUCCUACUCUAAUCACGUUAGAGGUUCGUCGGAAUUCCUUACAUUGUCUUCCGGGGUCUCUUGCAGUACUCAGAGCUUUAAAAUUCCUUCAACUAUCCAUGAAUCCACUAACCUGUAGUAAUUUUACCGUACUUAAACACCUUCAGCGUCUCGAAGAACUGCACAUGGAGGACUCUGGAAUAACUACGUUAUCCUCAAACAUGUUUGUUGGGAACACCAAUCUCGUCUUCUUGUUGAUAGAGUACUCGAGUUUGUCUACAGUGGAGGAAGGUGCAUGCGUUCACAGGACUCAGUCGACUCGAAGAUCUGUACCUCUCUUCCAACAACAUUACUACUUUGCCAGACCACGUAUUUGA